This is a messenger RNA of Saccostrea echinata, 1479 nucleotides long. RefSeq names its product brother of CDO-like. Bases 1 to 1479 code for a protein of 492 amino acids. Gene Ontology annotation, biological process: cell-cell adhesion. Gene Ontology annotation, cellular component: cell-cell junction. The transcript has 8 exons. Gene Ontology annotation, molecular function: cell adhesion molecule binding. NCBI's taxonomy places the organism in Eukaryota, Metazoa, Mollusca, Bivalvia, Ostreida, Ostreidae. The record is from RefSeq and is a predicted model, not a curated record.
AUGCAUGAACUGAAAGUUAUUGAGGGUCAAGAUAUUUUGGUCACGUGUUCUUACACCGCGGGAAAUCCGCCAUCUACAACAGUGUAUUGGACCAAGCAGAAUUCAUACUUCAGACAAUAUCAACAAAAUCUAACUAUAACAAACGUUUCGAGGAGUGAUUCGGGUACAUAUGUGUGUUUUGCAGAGAACACUUACAGUAGCGGAAGGAAAGGAACCUCCAAUAACACAUUGCAGCUAGAUGUACAGUAUGGACCUACUGUUAAUGGACAGACAGUGAUGGUCUCUGAGGGACAACAGGCCAGAAUGUCUGUCACGGUGACCAGUAACCCGGCCUCAAACGUGUCCUGGUUCAGGGAUAGUAAUUUACUCUAUACCCAGCGGUUCGUCAAUAAAGUUUCGACUUACAGCAUAUCCAGGACCCAGUGCAACGAUACCGGGAGGUUCAGGGUAAUAGCCAGCAACGGAAUCCGGAACAAUUACUCAACACAUGUACUUCUUUAUGUUUACUGUUCGCCCCGUUUAAAUCCUUUAGGGAAUUCAGUUGACAUUCCAGUAGGAAAUAACAAAUCCUUGGACGGUGACGUCACCAUCUUAUCGUAUCCACAGCCUAACUACAAGUUGACACUUCCAAAUGGUGCUCCGAAUACUCACAUUGGUCUCAGUAUAUCCACCAAUACAACGAAUAUCUUUCGCAUCACACUGCGCAGGUCAAAUAUUCAACCAGAGGAUUAUGGGUUAUACAAAUUAGCUGUCUCAAACGGAUAUGGAACAUCAACAGUAGACAUCAGAAUUUUUCCUAGAAGUAGACCUUUAAAGGCAGAUCAAGUACUUGCUUUUUGUGGAAGCAGAAAAGCUCACGUAACUUGGCAAUCCUCUUACUUUGGUUACGAGGAUCAAAAGUCAUUUGUUCAAUACUCGACAAAUCUUAACAGUGUAGUCUAUUCCAACGAUUCGGGCAUUACUUCUGAACGAAUUAAACAAGAACUUUUACAUGUCACAGUUUCCAGUCUACAAGACAGUGCAAAUUACUUCUUCAAAGUGGUCACAAUUAAUAGAUACGGGUUCUCUCUGUCAUCGGUUGUCAACUGCACCACGGAUACUUCAAAAGAAGAUACGUCGACCGCACACGUCACUGUUGGAGCUGUUUUAGGAAUCCUGCUGGCUCUGAGCAUCACAGCAUUGGCCUUUAUGUGUUAUAAAUACUUGAAAGAGAGCAAGGCCAAGAAAGGGAGAUCAGGGCCAUAUGAUGCAAUUGAAAAAGGAAAAACUGAUGACACCAACCCGUAUGAAAAAUACCAAUACAGAGAGACUGAAAACCAUGAAUUGUCAAUGAAGAAUUUGUACUCUCCAGAACCUAAACAAAAAGAUCAAGUCAUAGAAAGGCUUUAUGAAAAUACAGAUCCAAUCAAGUCCCCGAAAGACAAAAUAAAACCUAAGAUAAAACCAAAGCCCCAUAAGAUACCGAAACCGAUAUCUUAA